Molecule: messenger RNA, 1014 nt
Organism: Vanrija pseudolonga
Lineage: Eukaryota; Fungi; Basidiomycota; Tremellomycetes; Trichosporonales; Trichosporonaceae
Gene: NSP5
Product: Nitrile-specifier protein 5
Exons: 3
Coding region: 1-1014 (337 amino acids)
Molecular function (GO): protein binding
Source: RefSeq, a predicted model, not a curated record
AUGGCAUCCGGCACAUUCACCCGCCUCACCAGCACGCUCCAGCGCUCGUCCCACUCCCUCUCCGUGGUGGGGGGCAAGGCGUACCUCUUUGGCGGCGAGAUCGACCCCCGCCGCCCGGUCGACAACGACGUCUACGCUCUCGACCUUGCUGGCGGCGGCAUCGAGGCGAUCAAGGGUGCCGCCGGGGCGCCCGAGGCGCGCGUGGGGCAUGUUGCGGGCGUUAUCGGCGGGGUGGUGUACGUCUUUGGCGGGCGCGGCGGGCCGGCCAUGACCCCGCUAGAGGAGAACGGCGCAGUGCACGCCUUCGACCCGAGCACGCGUGCCUGGUCCACCCUCUCCCCCAGCUCCGCGUCGUUCCCCUCCGCGCGGUCGUACCACUGCGCGACGACGAGCAGCUCCAGGCUGAUCGUGCACGGCGGGUGUCCGUCCUCUGGCCCGCGCCUAGCCGACGUGUGGGCGUUCGAGCCGGCCACGCGCGCGUGGACGCGCCUCGCUGACGCGCCGGGGAUCGGGCGCGGCGGGGCCGCGCUCGCGUUUAGCGGGGACACGCUGUACCGCUUUGGCGGGUUCAACGGCACGACCGAGGUCGGGGGCCAGAUUGACGCGCUGCGUCUGGGUGACGCGCAGGCGGGGUGGACGUCGGCCGUGUUUGGCGCGACCGAGGGCCUUGGCCGCGGAGAGCAUGGCCAGGGUGAGCUGGCGGGCAGCGACGCCGGCCCCGGCCCGCGCAGCGUGACUGCGCUGCACGCCGUCGGGGACCGCAUCGCGCUGCUCUUCGGCGAGGGCAAGCCGUCCCCAACUGGCGGGCACGACGCGGCCGGCAACUUCUGGGACGACGUGUGGGUGUACGCCCCGUCUGACGGCGCCUGGGCGCGCGUCGCUGCGCCCGGCGAGUGGCCGGCCCCGCGGGGCUGGUUCGCGAGCGACGCCGUCGCCGACGGCGUCGUCUUCCACGGCGGGCUGGACGCGCGCAACGAGCGCCUCGGCGACGCGUGGGUGCUGCGGCUGCAAUAG